AUGAUACCAUCAGAAUACAUUGAACCAGAGGUCUCUCAGGCCACCUGUGUAGCAGACCCAGAACCAGGUCCUUCAACGACACCAGCAGUUAAACGUGGACUAGAACAAGAACUUUACCAUCAAGACAGUAUUGUGGCCACAGGAAUUGAGGUGAGGAACCAAGAAACAGUGCAUGGUAUAGAAGUUACUGAAGGUCAGUUCACGCUGUGGUCUUUAGCAGAGUCCAACCCCAUCUCGCAGCCCAGUACUCUGCACAGCAAGGUCAGAAAAAUCGUUACUGAGAAAUAUUUGAAGUCCGCCAGAAAGCAGCAACCCCAUUACUAUGAAGCAGUAUGA
Messenger RNA from Lottia gigantea (owl limpet), 336 nucleotides. RefSeq lists its product as hypothetical. Lineage: Eukaryota; Metazoa; Mollusca; Gastropoda; Lottiidae. The transcript has a single exon. The record is from RefSeq and is a predicted model, not a curated record. The coding region runs from base 1 to 336 and encodes 111 amino acids.